GCAUUAUGGCGCGGUCAAUUUGAAUUACUCCUAGUUUAAAAACAAGGAAAUCUUAAAAAUAUUUAAAAUACAACAACUUUGGUACUAAAAACUAUUUUAAAACAGAGAAUUGUAAAUAUUUUCGUAUUUGUGUUUGUUACCUCUUGAAUUUUAUACAUGCCUUUCCUAAUAAAUUUAAAGGAGAUCCAACCCAACCAAAGAUAAGGCAGACAGUUUGUUUACUUUUGUAAUGUAUUAAUGUAUUAUAUCAUUCUCAUAAACAAUAAGAACACCCAAUAUUUUUCGUAUUGUAAUGGAUACUUAUGAAUAAAGAAGUUGAUAUAAUCAGUGUCAUAGUUCCCAUUUAUAAUGGGGCCAAAUGGAUAGACCCCUGUUUUCAUAGCAUUUUAAAACAAAAUGUAGAUGAUACCCAAUUUCAAUUGGAGGUAUGUGUCUGUAAUGACUCCAGUACAGAUGAAACAUCAACAUUACUGGGAAAAUGGAAAGAUCAUUUUCAAGAAGCUGGUGUGUCCCUAAAGGUGUUUAAUAAUAGAAGUGAAAAUCCUGGAGGAGUUGGAUUUGCUAAAAACAAAGCUGUUUCAAUCAGUUCAGGAAGAUUUCUGUGCUUUCAAGAUAUAGAUGAUGUGAUGUUACCAGAAAGAGUUCAAAAGCAAUAUCAGGUUGCUGUAAAUUCUUCAGUUGAUACAAUUGUGGGUGCUCAGUUCAAACGUGAACCAGAGGAUUCCACAGUUCGCUACACCAAAUGGGCUAAUUCUUUAAGUCAGGAACAAUUGAGCAUUCAAGUAUAUACAUCACAUGGUCCUACAGUAAUAAUGCCUACAUGGUUUUUGUAUAGGGAUCAUUUUGACGAAGUAGGAGGAUUUGUGGAAAAAGGAAUGGGAACUCCAGAAGACUUAAUUUUUUUCUAUAAGCAUCUUGAUCUUGGUGGAAAAAUUAUUAGAGUAGACGAGUGUUUGUUGAUAUACAGAUUUCAUUCGAACCAAGCUACUUUUUCUGUUCAUCAGGAUACCAUCUGGAAUUUACGAGUAGAUAGGUUACAAAAGAAAAUUUUAAGUGAUUGGCCGCAGUUUACUAUUUGGAAUGCUGGUAAGCAAGGCAAGAAAUUAUACAACUCUUUAUCGAAGGAAAAUCAAGCAAAAGUUGUAGCUUUCUGUGAUGUAGAUAGUAAUAAAAUUGGUAAACCUUAUAUACCAUAUAACCCUAAUGAUCGUAAAGGAAAGAAAAAGAUGAUUGAAAUCGUUCAUUUCAAGGAUGCACUUCCACCUUUGGUUAUUUGUGUAAAAAUGGAUAUGACUGGUGGAGUUUUUGAAGACAAUUUGCAGUCUUUAAAUCUGCAAGAAGGUCUAGAAUAUGUAAUAUUCAGUUAGACCAAAAAUAAGGUAGUAUCAUUGAUGCAGUUCUGUAAAUAAUGAAAUAUCUAUUUUUUUUCAAAUGAUUUCUUUCUUUAUUAAUGUUGGUUUGCUAAACUCAGACACAACUGGCUAGUGAUUUUAGUAAGUAGUUUUACCAUUUUGGUAAAAUUGCCAAAAAAAUAAUUAUUAAGUAGUUAGUAAUUUUGCCAAUUUUGGCAAAAUUGGCCAAAAACAAUAAAAUUACCUACUAAGAUCACUAGUCAGUUAUGUCUGAGUUUAGCAAACCGACUAUAUGUUUUCUUGUUAUUUUUGAAGUGAAAACUUCUUUAGGGACGUUAUGCGAUUUUUGGAUAGGGGAAAAAGCAUUGAAUUCGCGACCGUCAUCGAUUUUUUGGAUAGGGGAAAAGCAUUGAAUUUGCGACCGUCAUCACGACCGUCAUCGCUUAUGCUAUAUAUUAUUUGUAGGUAUAUAUAAAUUGUAUCAUCAUCAUAGUCAUUAACAUCUUAGUAGAUGUGUUGUGGUUCAUAAUUGGGCUUCAGCAGCUCGGACAGUUUGAUUGAUAAUAUUUCUCCACUGGUCGCGGUCAUCAGUUACAUGUAUUGCCUCAGUAUACUGUUUGUUGAGAAGCUUUUUAGUAAUGUCCGCCCAUCGCUGUGGAGAUCUUCCGCGUUGGCGUUGAGUCUGAGGCCUUCCUUGGACCACCAACCGCUCCAUUUUGUGAUCACUCCGAUGGAUAUGACCAAAGAACUUUAAAAUUCUAGAGUAAACGGUACUGGAGAGACGCUGAUCCGGUUUAAUUUCAUCCAGAACCGAGACAUUUGUACGGCGAGCCGUCCAUGGAAUUCGAAGCAGGCGUCUCCAUGUCCACAUUUCAAAGGCGUCUAUACGUCGUCUAUCUGAUUCUUUGACUGUCCAUGUCUCGCAUGCAUAGUAAAAUAUGGAAAAGACCAGAGUUGAAACGAGUCUCUUUUUGUUUGUCAUAGUAAUGUGACGAUCACGCCAGACCCCGUUUAGUUCACUCAUUGCUGCUCUUGCUAGUUGAAUGCGUCUUCUAAUUUCGGGUUCACAACUGCCUGUGUUGUUAACUAGAGCUCCAAGAUAUAUCAUAGAUGAGACUACCUCGCAUCCCGCAAUAGUUUGGGUUUCAGGAAACUGUUGUUGGCGAUCAAUAACCAUGAUUUUGGUUUUGUUGUAGUUAACCAUGAGUCCAAAUUUAGCACUUUCUAAAUUGUAUAGAAGUAUUAAAAUUUAAAAUAAAUGUAAAACCUAUUUUAGGAUGGGGAAAAAGGAUUUAUUUCGCGACCGUCAUCUCUUCGGCGAAAUAAAUUUUGUACGUAUGUAUAUUAUGUGUAUCUAUACAUAAAUUGUAUAAAGUAUUUAAAUUUAAAAUAAAUGUAAAACCUAUUUUUGGAUUUUGUUCUGAAGCUAUUUCCUUGUGGCAUUUUUAUGAUGGGGAAAAAGGAUUUAUUUCGCGGCCGUCAUCUCUUCGGCGAAAUAAAUUUUGUACGUAUGUAUAUUGAAGUGAAAACUUCUUUAGGGACCUUGUGCAAUUUUUGGAUGGGAUAAAGUAUUAAAUUGGCGACCGUCAUCGCUUCGGCAAAAUAAAUUUUUAAAGUGAAAACUUCUUUUGAGGACGUUGUGCACUUUUUAGAUGGGGGAAAAGUAUUGAAUUAGCGACCGUCAUCGCUUCGGCGAAAUACAUUUUUGAAGUGAAAACUUCUUUAGGGACGUUGUGCUCUUUUUGGAUGGAAAAAAGUAUUAAAUUAGCGACCGUCAUCGCUUCGAUGAAAUAAAUUUUUGAAGUGAAAACUUCUUGAGUGACGUUGUGCACUUUUUGGAUGGGGAAAAAUUAUUAAAUUAGCGACCGUCAUCGCUUCUAUGAAAUAAAUUUUUGAAGUGAAAACUUCUUGAGGGACGUUGUGCACUUUUUGGAUGAGGGAAAAGUAUUGAAUUAGGGACCGUCAUCGCUUCGACGAAAGAAAUAUUUGAAGUGAAAAGUUCUUUAGGGACGUUGUGCUCUUUUUGGAUGGAAGAAAGUAUUAAAUUAGCGACUGACAUCGCGACCGUCAUCGCUUCGACGAAAUAAACAUUUGAAGUGAAAACUUUUUUUAGGGACGUUGUGCUCUUUUUGGAUGUAAAAAAGUAUUAAAUUAGCGACCGUCAUCGCUUCGAUGAAAUACAUUUUUGAAGUGAAAACUUCCUGAGUGAGGUUGUGCACUUUUUGGAUGGGGAAAAAUUAUUAAAUUAGCGACCGUCAUCGCUUCGACGAAAUAAAUAUUUGAAGUGAAACUUCUUUAGGGACGUUGUGCACUUUUUCGACGGAAAAAAGUAUUAAAUUAGCAACCCUCAUCGCUUCGAUGAAAUAAAUUUUUGAAGUGAAAACUUCUUAAGGGACGUUGUGCAUUUUUGGAUGGGAAAAAGUAUUAAAUUAGCGACCGUCAUCGCUUCGAUGAAAUACUUUUUUGGAAGUGAAAACUUCCUGAGUGACGUGCACUUUUUGGAUGGGGAAAAAUUAUUAAAUUAGCGACCGUCAUCGCUUCGACGAAAUAAAUAUUUGAAGUGAGACUUCUUUAGGAACGUUGUGCACUUUUUCGAUGGAAAAAAGUAUUAAAUUAGCGACCAUCAUCACUUCGACUAAAUAAAUAUUUGAAGUGAAAACUUCUUUAGGGACGUGCACUUUUUGGAUGGGAAAAAGUAUUAAAUUAGCGACCGUCAUCGCUUCGAUGAAAUACUUUUUUGGACGUGAAAACUUCCUGAGUGACGUUGUGCACUUUUUGGAUGGGAGAAAAUUAUUAAAUUAGUGACCGUCAUCGCUUCGACGAAAUAAAUAUUUGAAGUGAAACUUCUUUAGGGACGUUGUGCACUUUUUCGAUGGAAAAAAGUAUUAAAUUAACGACCAUCAUCACUUCGACGAAAUAAAUAUUUGAAAUGAAAACUUCUUUAGGGACGAUGUGCACUUUUUGGAUGGGAAAAAGUAUUAAAUUAGCGACCGUCAUCGCUUCGACGAAAUACUUUUUUGGAAGUGAAAACUUCCUGAGUGACGUUGUGCACUUUUUGGAUGAAGAAAAAUGAUUAAAUUAGCGACCGUCAUCGCUUCGACGAAAUAAAUAUUUGAAGUGAAACUUCUUUAGGGACGUUGUGCACUUAUUCGAUGGAAAAAAGUAUUAAAUUAGCGACCCUCAUCGCUUCGAUGAAAUAAAUUUUUGAAGUAACGUUUUUUAGGGACGUUGUGCACUCUUUGGAUGGGCAAAAAUUAUUAAAUUAGCGACCAUCAUCACUUCGACGAAAUAAAUUUUUGAAGUGAAAAUUUCUUUAGGGACGUUGUGCACUUUUUUGAUGGGGGAAAAGUAUUGAAUUAGGGACCUUCAUCGCUUCGACGAAAUAAAUAUUUGAAGUGAAAACUUCUUUAGGGACCUUGUGCACUUUUUGGAUGGGAAAAAGUAUUAAAUUAGCGACCGUCAUCGCUGCGACGAAAUAAAUAUUUGAAGUAAAACAUUUCUUGAGGGACUGAGGGACAUGUGCACUUUUUGGAUGGGAAAAAUAUUAAAUUAGCGACCGUCAUCGCUUCGACGAAAUAAAUUUUUGAAGUGAAAAUUUCUUUAGGGACGUUGUGCUCUUUUUGGAUGGGGCAAAAGUAUUGAAUUAGGGAGCGUCAUCGCUUCGACGAAAUAAAUUUUUGAAGUGAAAACUUCUUCAGGGACGUUGUGCACUUUUUGGAUGGGAGAAAGUAUUAAAUUAGGGACCGUCAUCGCUUCGAUGAAAUAAAUAUUUGAAGUGAAAACUUCUUGAGGGACGUUGUGCAUUUUUGGAUGGGCAAAAAUUAUUAAAUUAGCGACCAUCAUCACUUCGACGAAAUAAAUUUUUGAAGUGAAAAUUUCUGUAGGGACGUUGUGCACUUUUUUGAUGGGGGAAAAGUAUUAAAUUAGGGACCUUCAUCGCUUCGACGAAAUAAAUAUUUGAAGUGAAAACUUCUUUAGGGACGUUGUGCACUUUUUGGAUGGGAAAAAGUAUUAAAUUAGCGACCGUCAUCGCUGCGACGAAAUAAACAUUUGAAGUAAAACAUUUCUUGAGGGACUGAGGGACAUAGUGCACUUUUUGGAUGGGGAAAAUAUUAAAUUAGCGACCGUCAUCGCUUCGACGAAAUACAUUUUUGAAGUGAAAAUUUCUUUAGGGACGUUGUGCUCUUUUUGGAUGGGGCAAAAGUAUUAAAUUAGGGACCGUCAUCGCUUCGAGGAAAUAAAUUUUUGAAGUGAAAACUUCUUCAGGGACGUUGUGCACUUUUUGGAUGGGAGAAAGUAUUAAAUUAGCGACCGUCAUCGCUUCGACGAAAUAAAUAUUUGAAGUGAAAAUUUCUUGAGGGACGUUGUGCACUUUUUGGAUGGGGCAAAAGUAUUAAAUUAGGGACCGUCAUCGCUUCGACGAAAUAAAUUUUUGAAGUGAAAAUUUCUUUAGGGACGUUGUGCUCUUUUUGGAUGGGGCAAAAGUAUUAAAUUAGGGACCGUCAUCGCUUCGACGAAAUAAAUUUUUGAAGUGAAAACUUCUUCAGGGACGUUGUGCACUUUUUGGAUGGGAGAAAGUAUUAAAUUAGCGACCGUCAUCGCUUCGAUGAAAUAAAUUUUUGAAGUAACGUUUUUUAGGGACGUUGUGCACUCUUUGGAUGGGCAAAAAUUAUUAAAUUAGCGACCAUCAUCACUUCGACGAAAUAAAUUUUUGAAGUGAAAAUUUCUUUAGGGACGUUGUGCACUUUUUUGAUGGGGGAAAAGUAUUGAAUUAGGGACCUUCAUCGCUUCGACGAAAUAAAUAUUUGAAGUGAAAACUUCUUUAGGGACGUUGUGCACUUUUUGGAUGGGAAAAAGUAUUAAAUUAGCGACCAUCAUCACUUCGACUAAAUAAAUAUUUGAAGUGAAAACUUCUUAAGGGACGUUGUGCAUUUUUGGAUGGGAAAAAGUAUUAAAUUAGCGACCGUCAUCGCUUCGAUGAAAUACUUUUUUGGAAGUGAAAACUUCCUGAGUGACGUGCACUUUUUGGAUGGGGAAAAAUUAUUAAAUUAGCGACCGUCAUCGCUUCGACGAAAUAAAUAUUUGAAGUGAGACUUCUUUAGGAACGUUGUGCACUUUUUCGAUGGAAAAAAGUAUUAAAUUAGCGACCAUCAUCACUUCGACUAAAUAAAUAUUUGAAGUGAAAACUUCUUUAGGGACGUGCACUUUUUGGAUGGGAAAAAGUAUUAAAUUAGCGACCGUCAUCGCUUCGAUGAAAUACUUUUUUGGACGUGAAAACUUCCUGAGUGACGUUGUGCACUUUUUGGAUGGGAGAAAAUUAUUAAAUUAGUGACCGUCAUCGCUUCGACGAAAUAAAUAUUUGAAGUGAGACUUCUUUAGGAACGUUGUGCACUUUUUCGAUGGAAAAAAGUAUUAAAUUAGCGACCAUCAUCACUUCGACUAAAUAAAUAUUUGAAGUGAAAACUUCUUUAGGGACGUGCACUUUUUGGAUGGGAAAAAGUAUUAAAUUAGCGACCGUCAUCGCUUCGAUGAAAUACUUUUUUGGACGUGAAAACUUCCUGAGUGACGUUGUGCACUUUUUGGAUGGGAGAAAAUUAUUAAAUUAGUGACCGUCAUCGCUUCGACGAAAUAAAUAUUUGAAGUGAAACUUCUUUAGGGACGUUGUGCACUUUUUCGAUGGAAAAAAGUAUUAAAUUAACGACCAUCAUCACUUCGACGAAAUAAAUAUUUGAAAUGAAAACUUCUUUAGGGACGAUGUGCACUUUUUGGAUGGGAAAAAGUAUUAAAUUAGCGACCGUCAUCGCUUCGACGAAAUACUUUUUUGGAAGUGAAAACUUCCUGAGUGACGUUGUGCACUUUUUGGAUGAAGAAAAAUGAUUAAAUUAGCGACCGUCAUCGCUUCGACGAAAUAAAUAUUUGAAGUGAAACUUCUUUAGGGACGUUGUGCACUUAUUCGAUGGAAAAAAGUAUUAAAUUAGCGACCCUCAUCGCUUCGAUGAAAUAAAUUUUUGAAGUAACGUUUUUUAGGGACGUUGUACACUCUUUGGAUGGGCAAAAAUUAUUAAAUUAGCGACCAUCAUCACUUCGACGAAAUAAAUUUUUGAAGUGAAAAUUUCUUUAGGGACGUUGUGCACUUUUUUGAUGGGGGAAAAGUAUUGAAUUAGGGACCUUCAUCGCUUCGACGAAAUAAAUAUUUGAAGUGAAAACUUCUUUAGGGACCUUGUGCACUUUUUGGAUGGGAAAAAGUAUUAAAUUAGCGACCGUCAUCGCUGCGACGAAAUAAAUAUUUGAAGUAAAACAUUUCUUGAGGGACUGAGGGACAUGUGCACUUUUUGGAUGGGAAAAAUAUUAAAUUAGCGACCGUCAUCGCUUCGACGAAAUAAAUUUUUGAAGUGAAAAUUUCUUUAGGGACGUUGUGCUCUUUUUGGAUGGGGCAAAAGUAUUGAAUUAGGGAGCGUCAUCGCUUCGACGAAAUAAAUUUUUGAAGUGAAAACUUCUUCAGGGACGUUGUGCACUUUUUGGAUGGGAGAAAGUAUUAAAUUAGGGACCGUCAUCGCUUCGAUGAAAUAAAUAUUUGAAGUGAAAACUUCUUGAGGGACGUUGUGCAUUUUUGGAUGGGCAAAAAUUAUUAAAUUAGCGACCAUCAUCACUUCGACGAAAUAAAUUUUUGAAGUGAAAAUUUCUGUAGGGACGUUGUGCACUUUUUUGAUGGGGGAAAAGUAUUAAAUUAGGGACCUUCAUCGCUUCGACGAAAUAAAUAUUUGAAGUGAAAACUUCUUUAGGGACGUUGUGCACUUUUUGGAUGGGAAAAAGUAUUAAAUUAGCGACCGUCAUCGCUGCGACGAAAUAAACAUUUGAAGUAAAACAUUUCUUGAGGGACUGAGGGACAUAGUGCACUUUUUGGAUGGGGAAAAUAUUAAAUUAGCGACCGUCAUCGCUUCGACGAAAUACAUUUUUGAAGUGAAAAUUUCUUUAGGGACGUUGUGCUCUUUUUGGAUGGGGCAAAAGUAUUAAAUUAGGGACCGUCAUCGCUUCGAGGAAAUAAAUUUUUGAAGUGAAAACUUCUUCAGGGACGUUGUGCACUUUUUGGAUGGGAGAAAGUAUUAAAUUAGCGACCGUCAUCGCUUCGACGAAAUAAAUAUUUGAAGUGAAAAUUUCUUGAGGGACGUUGUGCACUUUUUGGAUGGGGCAAAAGUAUUAAAUUAGGGACCGUCAUCGCUUCGACGAAAUAAAUUUUUGAAGUGAAAAUUUCUUUAGGGACGUUGUGCUCUUUUUGGAUGGGGCAAAAGUAUUAAAUUAGGGACCGUCAUCGCUUCGACGAAAUAAAUUUUUGAAGUGAAAACUUCUUCAGGGACGUUGUGCACUUUUUGGAUGGGAGAAAGUAUUAAAUUAGCGACCGUCAUCGCUUCGAUGAAAUAAAUUUUUGAAGUAACGUUUUUUAGGGACGUUGUGCACUCUUUGGAUGGGCAAAAAUUAUUAAAUUAGCGACCAUCAUCACUUCGACGAAAUAAAUUUUUGAAGUGAAAAUUUCUUUAGGGACGUUGUGCACUUUUUUGAUGGGGGAAAAGUAUUGAAUUAGGGACCUUCAUCGCUUCGACGAAAUAAAUAUUUGAAGUGAAAACUUCUUUAGGGACGUUGUGCACUUUUUGGAUGGGAAAAAGUAUUAAAUUAGCGACCAUCAUCACUUCGACUAAAUAAAUAUUUGAAGUGAAAACUUCUUAAGGGACGUUGUGCAUUUUUGGAUGGGAAAAAGUAUUAAAUUAGCGACCGUCAUCGCUUCGAUGAAAUACUUUUUUGGAAGUGAAAACUUCCUGAGUGACGUGCACUUUUUGGAUGGGGAAAAAUUAUUAAAUUAGCGACCGUCAUCGCUUCGACGAAAUAAAUAUUUGAAGUGAGACUUCUUUAGGAACGUUGUGCACUUUUUCGAUGGAAAAAAGUAUUAAAUUAGCGACCAUCAUCACUUCGACUAAAUAAAUAUUUGAAGUGAAAACUUCUUAAGGGACGUUGUGCAUUUUUGGAUGGGAAAAAGUAUUAAAUUAGCGACCGUCAUCGCUUCGAUGAAAUACUUUUUUGGAAGUGAAAACUUCCUGAGUGACGUGCACUUUUUGGAUGGGGAAAAAUUAUUAAAUUAGCGACCGUCAUCGCUUCGACGAAAUAAAUAUUUGAAGUGAGACUUCUUUAGGAACGUUGUGCACUUUUUCGAUGGAAAAAAGUAUUAAAUUAGCGACCAUCAUCACUUCGACUAAAUAAAUAUUUGAAGUGAAAACUUCUUUAGGGACGUGCACUUUUUGGAUGGGAAAAAGUAUUAAAUUAGCGACCGUCAUCGCUUCGAUGAAAUACUUUUUUGGACGUGAAAACUUCCUGAGUGACGUUGUGCACUUUUUGGAUGGGAGAAAAUUAUUAAAUUAGUGACCGUCAUCGCUUCGACGAAAUAAAUAUUUGAAGUGAAACUUCUUUAGGGACGUUGUGCACUUUUUCGAUGGAAAAAAGUAUUAAAUUAACGACCAUCAUCACUUCGACGAAAUAAAUAUUUGAAAUGAAAACUUCUUUAGGGACGAUGUGCACUUUUUGGAUGGGAAAAAGUAUUAAAUUAGCGACCGUCAUCGCUUCGAUGAAAUACUUUUUUGGAAGUGAAAACUUCCUGAGUGACGUUGUGCACUUUUUGGAUGAAGAAAAAUGAUUAAAUUAGCGACCGUCAUCGCUUCGACGAAAUAAAUAUUUGAAGUGAAACUUCUUUAGGGACGUUGUGCACUUAUUCGAUGGAAAAAAGUAUUAAAUUAGCGACCCUCAUCGCUUCGAUGAAAUAAAUUUUUGAAGUAACGUUUUUUAGGGACGUUGUGCACUCUUUGGAUGGGCAAAAAUUAUUAAAUUAGCGACCAUCAUCACUUCGACGAAAUAAAUUUUUGAAGUGAAAAUUUCUUUAGGGACGUUGUGCACUUUUUUGAUGGGGGAAAAGUAUUGAAUUAGGGACCUUCAUCGCUUCGACGAAAUAAAUAUUUGAAGUGAAAACUUCUUUAGGGACCUUGUGCACUUUUUGGAUGGGAAAAAGUAUUAAAUUAGCGACCGUCAUCGCUGCGACGAAAUAAAUAUUUGAAGUAAAACAUUUCUUGAGGGACUGAGGGACAUGUGCACUUUUUGGAUGGGAAAAAUAUUAAAUUAGCGACCGUCAUCGCUUCGACGAAAUAAAUUUUUGAAGUGAAAAUUUCUUUAGGGACGUUGUGCUCUUUUUGGAUGGGGCAAAAGUAUUGAAUUAGGGAGCGUCAUCGCUUCGACGAAAUAAAUUUUUGAAGUGAAAACUUCUUCAGGGACGUUGUGCACUUUUUGGAUGGGAGAAAGUAUUAAAUUAGGGACCGUCAUCGCUUCGAUGAAAUAAAUAUUUGAAGUGAAAACUUCUUGAGGGACGUUGUGCAUUUUUGGAUGGGCAAAAAUUAUUAAAUUAGCGACCAUCAUCACUUCGACGAAAUAAAUUUUUGAAGUGAAAAUUUCUGUAGGGACGUUGUGCACUUUUUUGAUGGGGGAAAAGUAUUAAAUUAGGGACCUUCAUCGCUUCGACGAAAUAAAUAUUUGAAGUGAAAACUUCUUUAGGGACGUUGUGCACUUUUUGGAUGGGAAAAAGUAUUAAAUUAGCGACCGUCAUCGCUGCGACGAAAUAAACAUUUGAAGUAAAACAUUUCUUGAGGGACUGAGGGACAUAGUGCACUUUUUGGAUGGGGAAAAUAUUAAAUUAGCGACCGUCAUCGCUUCGACGAAAUACAUUUUUGAAGUGAAAAUUUCUUUAGGGACGUUGUGCUCUUUUUGGAUGGGGCAAAAGUAUUAAAUUAGGGACCGUCAUCGCUUCGAGGAAAUAAAUUUUUGAAGUGAAAACUUCUUCAGGGACGUUGUGCACUUUUUGGAUGGGAGAAAGUAUUAAAUUAGCGACCGUCAUCGCUUCGACGAAAUAAAUAUUUGAAGUGAAAAUUUCUUGAGGGACGUUGUGCACUUUUUGGAUGGGGCAAAAGUAUUAAAUUAGGGACCGUCAUCGCUUCGACGAAAUAAAUUUUUGAAGUGAAAAUUUCUUUAGGGACGUUGUGCUCUUUUUGGAUGGGGCAAAAGUAUUAAAUUAGGGACCGUCAUCGCUUCGACGAAAUAAAUUUUUGAAGUGAAAACUUCUUCAGGGACGUUGUGCACUUUUUGGAUGGGAGAAAGUAUUAAAUUAGCGACCGUCAUCGCUUCGACGAAAUACAUUUUUGAAGUGAAAAUUUCUUUAGGGACGUUGUGCUCUUUUUGGAUGGGGCAAAAGUAUUAAAUUAGGGACCGUCAUCGCUUCGACGAAAUAAAUUUUUGAAGUGAAAACUUCUUCAGGGACGUUGUGCACUUUUUGGAUGGGAGAAAGUAUUAAAUUAGCGACCGUCAUCGCUUCGAUGAAAUAAAUUUUUGAAGUAACGUUUUUUAGGGACGUUGUGCACUCUUUGGAUGGGCAAAAAUUAUUAAAUUAGCGACCAUCAUCACUUCGACGAAAUAAAUUUUUGAAGUGAAAAUUUCUUUAGGGACGUUGUGCACUUUUUUGAUGGGGGAAAAGUAUUGAAUUAGGGACCUUCAUCGCUUCGACGAAAUAAAUAUUUGAAGUGAAAACUUCUUUAGGGACGUUGUGCACUUUUUGGAUGGGAAAAAGUAUUAAAUUAGCGACCGUCAUCGCUGCGACGAAAUAAAUAUUUGAAGUAAAACAUUUCUUGAGGGACUGAGGGACAUAGUGCACUUUUUGGAUGGGGAAAAUAUUAAAUUAGCGACCGUCAUCGCUUCGACGAAAUACAUUUUUGAAGUGAAAAUUUCUUUAGGGACGUUGUGCUCUUUUUGGAUGGGGCAAAAGUAUUAAAUUAGGGACCGUCAUCGCUUCGACGAAAUAAAUUUUUGAAGUGAAAACUUCUUCAGGGACGUUGUGCACUUUUUGGAUGGGAGAAAGUAUUAAAUUAGCGACCGUCAUCGCUUCGACGAAAUAAAUAUUUGAAGUGAAAAUUUCUUGAGGGACGUUGUGCACUUUUUGGAUGGGGAAAAAGUAUAAAAUUAGCGACCGUCAUCGCUUCGACGAAAUAAAUUUUUGAAUUGAAAAUUUCUUUAGGGACGUUGUGCACUUCUUGGAUGGGGAAAAAGUAUUGAAUUUUCGAUCGUCAUCACUUCGCUGAAAUAAAUUUUGUACGUAUAUAAAUUAGGUGUAUGUACAUACAUAUACAUAAAUAGUAUAGGGUAUACGCAUCGCGUAUAUGAUAUAGGUAUAGGACUUCUUUUUGGAUGGGGAAAAUGCAUUCACCUCGUAAUUUAUAUACUAUAAGAAGUUUUCACUUCUGCCGGCACUCCCACGAGUGUCUUCAAUUUUUUUAUUUUUCUUUACAAUUAUUAUAUAAAUAUAUGAUAUAGACUUUAUAGUUUUGACUAGUUGUAAAAAAUGUUUUUUAUGUGCAUAUAUUACCUAGCUCUAUAAGUUGUUUCAUAUAUCGCACUUCCGCUCAAAUAGUGUCACAACUCAAAAAAAAAAUAAAUAAAAACUUGCACCAACAGUUUAAUAAAACUACAAAAUCUUAUCUCAAAAAUUCCACGGUACAAUUAUUUGUCGUUAGGUGACACUAGCGUCAUUAUGUAAUUAACCAAAAUCAAUGAUGUUACAUAAACAGUGACACAUAUCAGCUUGCACAAGGCAGUUGUCCAUCUAAGAUCUAUAUAAAGUGCCGUUUGUUGAGUUAAGACAGUAUAUUAUGCCAUUGCUUUAUUCAAAACAAUCUGUGAAUGUGCUCAAGAAAAGUGACACCUUUAUUUUUUUUUGCAGUAUUUUUUGUUUAAUUUUGAUACUUAUAUAAUUGAUUGAAUACCUGAAUAUUCGGGUAUUCAAUCAACAAUUAUAUUUAAAGUUAGACCAGGAUUAAAAAGUGCAGGAUUAAAAACUAUAACCUGCUAACCAGAUAAUAAUAAUGAUAUUAUAUUCUGUACUGCUAAAACCACUUUUAAUAAAAAAUAAUGUUUCGUCAAUUUUUUGUUAUAUUCAGCCGUGUGAUUAAUGACCGAAGUUAUCUUUAACAUUUGAGUUAAAGUUAAGAUAACUCAGGGAUAACGUGCCCAUAACUAUUUUCGUAAAUUCGGUGUGAUGUAUCUGUCACCAUUAUGAGAUAGUUAUUUCUUCAACAUUAAAAAAGAGAAAUAACAUUUGACUAACAAAGUUUGAAGUAACAAAGAGAACCUUAUGUAGAAAUAUUACAAGUUGGAGUGAGCGCGAGAGAUUGAUCGGAACAUGCCACAGGCUUGACAGGAUGCAGAGAUGGUACAAUUGUACCAAUUUGAUACAAUUAACAACCAAACUUUUGAUACUUAAGUAUCUUAAAGUAAAAACCUCCAAUUUUGUGAUAUGAGAAAUUUGCUUCAAAUAACAUUAAACAACGUUUUUUUAAGUCUUUGUACAAAAUGUGUUGGUUUAGUACAUUUUGUGUCACUAUGUCAGUCAUUCCAGUGCAUUUACAAAAAUUUCUCUGGCAACACUGCAUAUGUUUAUAAAUUUCAACUUAUAUUCAACAAUUAUAUCUCGAGUUGAGUUUUGUAUGAUUUUUAGAAUUGUAUUACCCUUCUAUUCUUAAAUUAUUAGCUUUUUUUUAUUGUUAAUUAUUAUUUUAAUCAUAUUAUUACCUAAGGGCUUUUAAUUGUUAUUUGAAGUCGGUUUUUUUGAUAUUUUUAAUUUUGCACUGCUUUAUAUUUGAUAUUAAAUUAAUAACAUGCCGCAUAAAGUCCUAGGACAAUAUGAAGCAGCGUUCUUCAUUGAAUAUUCACUUGAUUUAUAUCUAAAAACAAGUCAAAAGAUGAUCUAACCUUACAAAUCCUUACAUAACUACAGAGUUAUCUCAUAACUUGAGGUUUAACGUCGCGUUAUAAAGUGACAGUUGAUACAUGUUGAUAUACUGAUAACUCAAAAACUGUCAAGAAAUAACGCAAGUAGUUAAGUUAAAUAAUGAUAGAUCACACCAAUUCGAGGAUUAUAACUUAACUACAGGAUAACUUUAAGUUAAAGAUAACUUCGGUCAUCCAUCACACGGCUGAUUAUCUGUAUAGUGUCACAUCUCAAAGAAAAUUAUUCUUUAUUAAAUAUUUUUAGUAGAGCUAAAUACUCUAUUUUGUAGAGCUUCAAAAAUCUUUGUAACCUAACCUAUAGUUAUUGUUCUAAUUUUAAUAGUUCUUGAAUUAAACCUGGAAAAGUUCUAGCACAAAUUUUAAACUGCGUCUUCUCGAUACUUUACCUUUUUGACUUAUGCCACUGUUUGAGUGGUGGUGAGAUAUGGAUACUUUUAUAUCUCGAUGUUAGGAGAACGUAAAAAAAUCAAAUUGAGGAUGACCAUUGAGAGGAAAGUUAAAAAAUAAAAUUUAUAUUUACAAUAAA
Messenger RNA from Diabrotica virgifera virgifera (western corn rootworm), 14742 nucleotides. RefSeq names its product UDP-GlcNAc:betaGal beta-1,3-N-acetylglucosaminyltransferase-like protein 1. The coding region runs from base 303 to 1367 and encodes 354 amino acids. The transcript is spliced from 8 exons. Lineage: Eukaryota; Metazoa; Arthropoda; Insecta; Coleoptera; Chrysomelidae. The record is from RefSeq and is a predicted model, not a curated record.